This is a messenger RNA of Nanorana parkeri, 4716 nucleotides long. Its product is annotated as up-regulator of cell proliferation-like. Gene Ontology annotation, molecular function: GTP binding. The record is from RefSeq and is a predicted model, not a curated record. Lineage: Eukaryota; Metazoa; Chordata; Amphibia; Anura; Dicroglossidae.
GAAACCAUGAAAAUGAAGCCCUACCUGACUUCGAAGUUGACCCUGAGGGAUGUCCUGAGCAUUGACUUAGAGAAUCUUCAUGACAAGCCAGCUAAAACUGUAGAGGAUCUUCCUUGGAAUUACUUAAGGAAACUCAUGGCCUUGAAUCAAACUGCUAGAGAGAUAUUGCUUGACAAAGAUCAGUCUGUUGAUGAUGAUGAUGAUGACAAUAACCUAUUUAAUGCCUUUUCUAUUCAGGGUGAAACUAAUUCCUCAAAUUUCAUUCACCCCCUUGAUGUCCUGUGCGUCCUCCUGCAUUGUUCAGGCAGUUUUUUACAACAAGAGAUUGUAACCAAAAUGGCCAUGUGUCAGUUUGCUGUCCCUCUGCUGCUCCCUGCUGGUGACGGGUCACACUGCACCUUCAUGCUUUGGGCAAUGAGGGACAUUGUGAAGAAGUGGAGACCUCAGUCACUAGCUGACAGUAAAGGGUUUAAGGAAGAAAAUGUGGUCAAUGUACCUAUGCCGAUUUACUCCUUUGUCCGGCUGGGAAAAACUAAAUUGUCAAAAUCUAAAACCCUAAAUCAAGUUCUGAAUCCAGUUCAGCUACAUAACAACUUCUUCAUCCAUGACAAUAUGGAUGGAGGAAACCUCAAGAGGAAAAUGUCUGAUGGACUGGUGGAAAUGUCCUGGUAUUUUCCCUGUGGUAAGUCUGAUGUUUUCCCCGAGCCCAUCGCAGUGGCCAACCUACGAGGAGACCUGGAGGCCAACUGGGACCAGUUCAUGUUUCUCACUCGAGUUUCAUCAGCUGUAUUUAUAUUCAUUGAGAGUAUUUCUGAGGAAGAAUUCAGACUCUUAUCAUCCUGCAGCAACACUGACACCAAGUAUUACUUCAUCGUUACUCCAGGUCCUGGGAAAACAGUAAGUACGCAGACAUUGGAGACUCUUCAAAACUUAAGUCCAGUUCUCAAGUUAAAAAAAUCAAAUGUGAUAUUAUACGCAGGCAAGGCAAAUGAUGCAGCAUUUGUAGGCAAACUUCAAAGCAGUAUGGUAAAUUUCUUACACAAGAACAUGAAGAGAAUUAUUAUGACAGAUCUAGGGAAGGAAGCAAUAAGAUUCAAAAUCCAUGUAGACGAAAGCGAUCAUGAAUGCCAGAAAGCCAGAGAACUUGCCAGCAGCAUAACAGAAGAAAUAAAAGAUGUUGCUGAUUACAAACAAAGCACAAUGAUAUUACAAGGAGAUCUCUGGAAACGCCUUUCCAAAGUAGAAAAGGAACUUUCCAGAAUGAAAAACCAAGGGGGCAAAGAUACACAUCAGUAUCAAGAUGCACUGACACAGAAACAUUCUUCAAUACGUGAGAAGCGAAGCAAGCAUGAUCUGUCUCACCGUAUAAUGCUUUUUAUUGACGCGCUCACUCAGCUCUCUAAAACUGGGAAACAAUAUUUCUUGAAAUGGAUGAAAAUUGAACUCGACUCAAUUACUAGAGAACAUCUUUCUGAACUUCAAGCUUUAUACAAAGAAAAAUGUAACGACAAGACAAUUAAUAAGGAAGAGCUUAAAAGGACAGACCAAAAAAUCUCCGACAGCUCUUUAGGAAUUGAACAUUUCCUCCGUGAGAUGGGGCAGUAUUAUGAGGCCGAAUAUUUUAUGCUUAAAAAAAAUAAAAUAGCUCAAAAACAUAGACAGUUUACUGGGCUGCCAGGAAUUGCUUCCGACCUCUUGAUGGAUGGGUUCCCAUUGGAGUUGAUAGAUGGAGAUGCUUCCAGUAUCCCCCUACAAUGGAUUACUGAUGUCCUGACUGAGCUAGACACCAAAAUGGGAAGAAAAUGCAGAAUAAGAGUAAUCACAGUGCUGGGAGUGCAGAGUACGGGGAAAUCUACUCUUCUCAACACCAUGUUUGGUCUGCAGUUCCCGGUGGCCAGUGGAAGAUGUACACGAGGAGCCUUUAUGACUCUUUUGAAUGUGAAAGAAAACCUCCAGGAGGAAUUGGGCUGUAGGUUCAUCCUAGUAAUUGACACUGAGGGUCUUAAAGCUCCAGAGUUGGCCUCUUUGGAAGGAAGCUAUGAACAUGACAAUGAACUGGCCACUCUGGUUGUUGGGUUGAGUGAUAUCUCAAUAAUUAACAUGGCCAUGGAAAAUACAACAGAAAUGAAGGACAUUUUACAGAUUGUGGUCCAUGCAUUUCUGAGAAUGAAAGAAGUUGGGAAGAAACCCAACUGCCAGUUUGUACACCAAAAUGUGAGUGAUGUGUCAGCUCAUAAUAAAAACAUGAGAGACCGGAAGAAACUUCUGGAACAGCUGGAUGAAAUGACAAAAGUAGCUUCUAAGAUGGAAGAGAAAACCGAGAUAAACCAUUUCAGUGAUGUGAUGGACUACAACCUGGAGAAAGACAACUGGUACAUUCCUGGGCUUUGGCUUGGGGUCCCACCGAUGGCUUCAAUAAAUUCUGGGUACAGCGAGCAUGUGUCUGAAUUGAAAAAACAUUUAUUGGACUUCGUGAAAUGCAAGAGGUCACUGCACAGGCCUCUAACCAUCCCUGAAUUUAUAACAUGGAUAGAAAGUUUAUGGACUGCUGUUAAACACGAGAAGUUCAUCUUCAGUUUCAGAAACAGCCUGGUGGCGGACGCUUACAACAAACUGUCUAUACAGUACUCACAAUGGGAAUGGGAUUUCCAAAAAGCCGUCAGUGAUUGGAUGAUCUGCGCAGAGACAAACAUUAGGAACGAGAAUGCAGAAAGUCUAACUCAUGAACGGCAUUUAACAUUCGAGAAUGAGCUGAAAAGUUUGUGUCUCAGUGAAGAAGAAAAAAGUUUGGAUUUGCUCGAAAACUAUUUUGAAAAUAAACAGGAAAACGUUCACCUGAUAGAACGUUACAAGGAAGAUUUCGUUUUGAGCAUUAAGUCGCUGAAGAAAAAACUGGAAAGAAACGCUCUUGGCAAAUAUGAAGAGGUUGUUUCUAUCCAAAAAGGAAAGAUGAAGAUUCAGAAUAUGCAGUGUAACUCCCAGAAGUCAAUUGAAGACAAGAUCACAGUUCUCCUUACAGUGAGCGCAAAGAACAAUCAGAAGCUAAGCGAUGAAGAGUUACAGAAGGAAUUUGACAAGAUGUGGGAGAAGACCCUGGCUGAUCUACAGAUAGAGAAAAUAGAAAGACGAGUUGUUAGUAAAUCUAUGCUACAGGAACUGAUCAAUGACAUGAGUAAUAAAGGAUCAGCUGUCCAAGAAUUAUUACUCAUGAAGGACUUAGACAAGACCGUGCAACUGGAAUUUAAAAUAGAUAAAAAAUAUAUCAAAGAUGGAUUGCUCCAGAGAUUCAUUGGCGCUAAGAGCCAUGAACCCUAUGAAAAAAUUAAACGAUUUUCGGCUUGGCUAAUAUCUAAGUGUGAUGCAUACGUCAGAGAGAAGGCGCAAACUGCAGAAGAUUAUAAUGACACUUACUGCAAGGAAAUACUUCACAUCAGCAACACGGAGCUGACCAAAGAAUCCAAAAAUCUCAACUACUCCCAACAUUUUGAAUUGGAUAUCAAGUGCCACAUUCUUACAAGAGCAUCCGGAGAGUUUCAGGUGAUACACGACAAGUUCAUUAAAGAAAACGACCCAAAACUGUGUCUGGAGAAACUGAAGCCUCAGUAUUUAUCAACGUUUAUCAACACAUUUCAGGAGAAAGACAUAUGUCAGACUAAGGCCAAAGAGUUUUGUGAGCAAUGCCUUAAAGCAGCCAUGAAGGAUUAUGUUUUCAAGCACCUUGGAAAAAAAAUUGUAGAUGACAUCAUGCAAAGUUCAGGCAAUAGGAAAUUCAGUAGCAGAACCUUUUUUCAAAGUUUUCUGCUGAAGAUGUUGCUGGAAAAAAUGUCAUUCCAGGAAUACCUCAAAUAUAUUGGCUCCUAUGAAGAAUAUACCAAAGACUGGAUACUGAACUACAUUGAAAACAAAUAUGCUAAUGCGCAAACCCUGAAAACCUUAGAAGAGAAUAUUCUCCUUGAAGUGAGCAAGGAAGUAAAGGCAGCUCUUGAGGAAGACCAAAGUCUUAAAUCUCCAUCUGUUGAGAGGUUUCUGAAGAGUGUGUGUGAGGGGCUAAAAAACCUAUUAGUGAUUCCCCAUUCUGCAUUAAAAUUGGUCACUUUCCAGAACAAGGCUGCCGUUGGCCAAUUUUCUUCUGAUAUUCAACUCUUCCUCCAAGACACAGAAUCAGAAAUCUUGUCAGAGCUGCAAUCUAUGAAUAUAAAGUCUGUACUCUCCAGGGUGACAAUGAAGCCUCAGGAUGAAUUGUUCAGGAAGGUUGUUGGCUGCGGGAAGCAAUGUCCAUUCUGUAAAGUACCCUGUGAGGCCGGAGGUGAUGAACACAAGGAGCACUUUGCCACUAUCCAUAGACCUGAAGGACUGGGGAGAUACAGAUGGCUUUUUAGUGGAGACUUGUCAACUAAUAUAUGUAGCUCUUCUGUUGUAUCUGAUGUUAGAUUUAGAAAUUUAGAAACAAAAGGCAAACCACACCCAUUCAAGGAGUAUCGUACAUACUUUCCAGAUUGGUCCAUACAACCAGAUCCCAGCAUUGAAUCCUCAGAUUACUGGAAAUACAUAUUUGCGCAGUUUAAUAUGAUGUUUGCUAAAGAAUAUAAUGCAAGGCCAGCAAAUCUACCUGACAGCUGGAAAAACAUCACCAAAGAACAAGCUCUGGAAAGUUUAAAGAAAAGCGUCAACGUUGAGAAAUCGCGCAGCAGCGAUGACACCCUGUGGACAAGGUAG